AUCGAAUUUGGUGCCCCUUUUCCGUUACUUUUAUCAGCUAUCAAUUUUAUAUUUCAUCUAUCAAAACUCUGAAACCUCGAUCAACAAUUCAAUUCAUCAAUAUAUCAAUCCCCCAACAAGUAUUAUUCUUCAUAAUACACAAUCAAUCAAUGGCAUUACGCAAACGAACCUUGCUCAAAGUCCUCGUUCUAGGUGACAGUAGGGUUGGAAAAACUGCCGUGAUAAAUCAAUAUGUGCACAAGAAAUUUGAAAAGGAAUAUAAAGGUACAAUCGGUGCCGAUUUCUUCACAAAAGAAUUGAAGAUUGGUGACCAACCCGUGACUCUACAAAUAUGGGACACUGCUGGGAGGGAGCGAUUUCAAAGUCGUGGUGUUUCAUUUUAUAGAGGGUCUGACUGCUGUGUACUUAUCUACGAUAUUAAUCACAUGAAAUCAUUUGAUGCACUUAAGAACUGGCACGCGGAGUUUGUAGAAAAGGGAACCCCUGAUGAUUCUACGACUCCUCCAAUUAUACUACUUGGAAACAAAGUAGAUGUUGAUGGCGGGAGCAGUCGAGUGGUUUCUGAUGAGAAAGCAAGGGCGUGGUGUGCUUCGAGAGGGAACAUUCCUUACUUCGAGACAUCCGCAAAAAUGGACUUCAAUCUUGAUGCUGCAUUCCUAUCUAUUGCCAUGUCUGUUUUAGCCAAAGAGCGUGACGACGUAUACUCUCAACCAUUUCCAGAGCCUGCUGCCCCAGUUAAUAUACAGAGGGUUGGAUGUGCAUCCAGCUGGUGUGCAUUUCUCUCUAAUGCAUUGGCAAAAAUUCUUCGCAUUCUUUCUCGAAGGAGAACAUGAAUUCUUGAUGCUGCCAUUGUAAUCCUGUUUGACUUGUGGUCCAUCUUCAGAAUGUAUCAUUGGAAGGAAACUAUUGUCGAAUUGCUUUUGUUGUCAGGUGAAUAAUUGUUGGGAAAAAAACUCAAGACAUCUAUUUAUCGAUAAAAGUGGAUAGAUCGACACGUUAGUGCCGGUCUAAACACUAGUGCUUAUUUUAAAUUGAUAACAAGGAUAUGAAAUACUCAUGUUAUGAACAAUUGUGAUAGAUAGAAGAUGGACGACAUGAAAGUUAUGUAAAAUGCAUCUUAGAAAUAAUGAAAUAAUA
Molecule: messenger RNA, 1137 nt
Organism: Medicago truncatula (barrel medic)
Lineage: Eukaryota; Viridiplantae; Streptophyta; Magnoliopsida; Fabales; Fabaceae
Product: ras-related protein Rab7
Exons: 7
Coding region: 150-833 (227 amino acids)
Cellular component (GO): vacuolar membrane
Molecular function (GO): GTP binding; GTPase activity
Source: RefSeq, a predicted model, not a curated record